CGUCACAAAAGGCAAACAAAAGUCCUUCGUGCCCACCCGGGUGGCCACAGUCGAGUUCCAGCCGAGUUUCCGUGACCAUGUCGAACCGCGCGGUAGCAACCUUCGAGAAGCCCCUGCAACAUCUGAGCCUCCCGGAUUGGCACUCCCGGCUGACCACGUUGAAGAAUGUGGCCUACACCAAGCGGUCGGACGCGUUCGAGCUGCGCCACGACGCGCGGAAUCUGCGGAACGAAACCCGGAUCCAGUCGUACUGGGACACGUACCAUAACAAUGAUAAACUGUCGGAUCGGGUGGCGGAGUUGGACCGCUGGCGGGAGACGAUGCGAAUUCUGCUGAAGCGGGUCAACACCGAGAUUGGUGAUUUGAAGGAGGAGAAGGCCUGCACGGAGCGGGACCUGGACGCGUUGAUAACGCCGUUGACGGUCGUUACGGAUAGUAUCAGCAUGAGGGAUUGCCGGCUGGGAUCGGAGUUGACGUACGACGAAGGGGACACGGAGUUGAAGAACGAGCUGUGCAUCGUGGAGAACAACCAACGACUGCUGAGGGAUCAGAACCAGGGAGCUUGGGAGCAGCUGAACCGGCUGCAGGAGGUGAAGUUCAAGCUGGAGCUGGACCUGACGGACAAGGACGAGGCACAGGACAUCGACCAGCAUCAGCUGGAUGUCGACAAGCACUGCGCAAAUGUCACGUUCAAGACGGAACCGACUCGAGUUCCAAAGAAUUCGUGCACCUACGCCAACUGGCUGGAGUACUGCGAAGAGCUUGUACAACUGAGCGAGAAAACCAUGGCGGAUUCGGCGGCCGUCCGAGAGUCUCUGUUCGCGACUCGCGAGAAGGCCCGGAACAUCCUGAAGGCUCAACAGGACCGCACCUCACACACGCUGAGGAAGAGAAUCUUCGAGACUCAACGUGCUCGCAAUGAGCUGGAGUACCAGCAGGGAAAGAUGAAGGAAGAGAUGCAAAAGUGCGCCGCCGAGAUCGAAACCCUCGAGCAAGCCAGCAACGACAAAAUGGAAGCCCUCAAGGUGGUCGAAACCCGCCUCGAGAACCGUGCCCAGCGUUCCGGAAUGGAGCUCUGCAUCGACGAAUCGUACCACGGGCUGUGCGACGAGGUGCAGAAGCUGCGCGACACCAUCAAGGUGCUGCGCGAGAAGAUCAACGCGGCCAAAACGAUGUACAACAAUUUGCACGAGCUUGCGAAAAAGGUCGACCAGGACCUGGAGAACAAGGAGCACUCGCUGAUGACGGACAUCCGCUCGCUGGAUCUGCGUGCUCGGCUCAACACCGGCGAGUUUGGGGGGAAAUCGACGCAAACCGAUCGGAACAUCCACCUGUCCCGGUUGGAGGACGAAAUUCCCAAAUCGUAAAUUCAGUCAACCUGAUGAAAGGGUCGUUGCCAUCGCGUGCACCCAAAUUUGACGUUCGACCUGUUUUUUUGCACCCACACUUUGCUGAUUGUGCAUGUCCAAAUAUGUGCCAAUUAUUGGCGCAUGCAACAUGCAAUGCACUGCACGCUUGAAGCUUUUAAACGCCACUUGCACUCAUUUGGUCGAGCGAUUCCCAUACUAUGUAGCAGCUUUUAAUCGAAACUUUAGUUAAGGACUUGGAGUUGUUGGAAGUGGGUGACACGGCAUCAUAUCUCAUUAUCAAUGCUUGGUGUUGAUUUUUGCUUA
Messenger RNA from Culex quinquefasciatus (southern house mosquito), 1673 nucleotides. Its product is annotated as tektin-B1. The coding region runs from base 78 to 1367 and encodes 429 amino acids. Gene Ontology annotation, cellular component: nucleus; microtubule cytoskeleton. The transcript is spliced from 3 exons. The record is from RefSeq and is a predicted model, not a curated record. Gene Ontology annotation, biological process: cilium assembly; cilium movement involved in cell motility. NCBI's taxonomy places the organism in Eukaryota, Metazoa, Arthropoda, Insecta, Diptera, Culicidae.